GCUGGGAAACUGGAGGGGAAUCCGCGGAAGGAAGCCCAGCCUGUCCCCCAGGGGAGAAGCGGGGCGCCUCGGCUAACGGGCUCGAAGAGAGUCGGGGGGCUCGACUAGAUUGUCCGGCCCGAUCUUUCAUUCCCCUUCCCUGAGAUGAUUGGCGGGAAAAUGGCGCGGAAAGAAACCGGACCCUUCAUUAUGCAUUUCAUUUGCAUACUUCAUUUGAAAAGUGAGCAGGCAGCAAAGGGUUAUUGCAUCAGCGAACAGAAUGGAUUUGACUCCAGUAAUGGAAAAAACUAUCAAGCCAUUGAUCGCAGAUCAGUUCAUCAGAUCUGCUCAGGCCAGGUGGUGCUGAAUCUAUGUACCGCUGUAAAAGAGUUGGUGGAAAACAGCCUCGAUGCUGGCGCUACUAACGUUGAAGUGAAGCUUAAAGAUUAUGGAGCAGAUCUUAUUGAAGUCUCUGAUAACGGUUGUGGUGUAGAAGAGGAUAACUUUGCGGGCUUGACACUGAAGCAUUAUACUUCCAAGAUCCAAGAUUUCUCUGACCUCAUCAGCGUGGAAACGUUCGGCUUUCGUGGUGAAGCUCUGAGUUCGUUAUGCGCGUUAAGCAACGUUUCCAUUGUCACUUGUCACAAGGUCCGCCAAUUGGGACCCCGGCUGGCGUUUGAUCACAGCGGGAACAUCACCCGGAGAGUCCCGUUGUCCCGGCCACCGGGGACCACCGUCAGCAUUCAGCAGCUGUUUCAUACUUUGCCGGUCCGACACAAAGAAUUCCAUCGUAACAUAAAGAAGGAGUUUGCCAAAAUGGUCCAGAUACUGCAAGCGUACUGCAUCAUUUCCACCAGGGUUCGAAUAAACUGCACCAACCAAGUUGGUCAAGGGAAGAAGCAGGCCGUGGUGUCCACCAGCGGAAGUUCUACUUUAAAAGAAAACAUUGGUGCCGUAUUUGGACACAAACAGGUGCAAACCCUGAUUCCCUUCGUGCAGCUGUCACCGAGUGGAGAAGUCUGCGAAGAAUACGGCUUGAACAUUUCCGCCCUGCCCACUAAACUUUAUACGAUCGUGGGAUUUGUUUCGCGGUGCAAUCACGGCGAUGGGAGGAGCACAACGGAUCGGCAGUUCUUCUUUAUUAACCAGCGGCCGUGCGACCCAGGAAAAGUUUCCAAAGUUGUAAAUGAAGUCUAUCAUGUGUAUAACAGGCACCAAUAUCCAUUUAUUGUUCUUAACAUCCGUGCAGAAUCUGGAUGCGUGGACAUCAACGUGACUCCGGAUAAAAGGCAGAUCUUACUCCAGGAAGAAAAGCUUUUAUUAGCAAUCCUAAAAACAUCCCUGAUGGCAAUGUUUGGCACUGACGUUAAUAAAUUGGUGGUGAAUCAAAAGCUGACCGAUGUUGAAGGGACCAUGAAAAGUUUCCUCCAAAACGAGAGAGAUGCGUCCCCCUUGGAAACGUCAGCCUGUCCUUUGCCUCCAAAUCGGGACGAGAAAUCGAAAAUAAUUGCUCGUCUGAAGGAAUCCUUUUCUCGGGGGAAAACACCUGCUUUUCAGGAGGCCAAGAAAGCCCAACCGAAGGAUGUGCCCGCCAGUCAAGGACUGCUCCAGAUGUUCGCCGGUUUUUCAGCCUCUUCCCGAAAGAAAAUUCUUCUCCAUGAGGAAUCUGAAGACGGAAGCGAGGUGGAUGGGAGGAAUUCCCCGCUUGCAAGCCGGAAGUUGGAGAAAUCGGACGAAGAUACGGAUUCUGGUUUGGGGAGCAUCUCCGCCGAGUCAGAUGGGGGGUUGAGCAGAACCCCAGAAAUGGCUGUCCACUUUAGAACCGAAAGCGCUGCGGGUUCUUCCGGAGGAGAACCCCGUCUUUUUAGCGGAGAAAUCCAGAGCAGCGAAGGUGGAUCUGGCGGGGUUUUCUGGCCCUCCGAACCAAACCAGAGCGAAGGCGACGGCUUUGCUAGACAAGCCACUUCGUCCCCCAAAGCAAAACGUUUUAAGAUCCGUCAACCUCUUUCCCCAAAAGCCAAUUUCUCGGCAAUGACCUCUGAGCAGGACUCCGGCGCCCAGCCCUUGUACGACGUGCCGGUCAAAACGGCAAGGAGGACGGUGUCUUUAGCCGUGCCUUGGAGCACCUUAACGAACCGAAUCCAGAAGCAACUGAAGCGCCAGGAGACCGAAGGAGAAAUGUUGAAAUUCAGAAAAUUCAGGGCAAAGAUUAACCCGGGAGAAAACAAAACGGCGGAGGAUGAAUUGAGAAAGGAAAUAAGGAAAGAGAUGUUUGCCAAAAUGGAUGUCGUUGGCCAAUUUAAUCUGGGAUUCAUCAUCGCCAAGCUGAAAUCUGACCUCUUCAUCAUCGAUCAGCACGCUACCGAUGAAAAAUACAACUUUGAGAUGCUACAGCAGCACACCGUCCUGGAGGGGCAGAAGCUGAUUAAGCCUCAAAAUCUUAAUUUAACCGCUGUGAGUGAAAGUAUCCUGAUGGAUAAUCUGGAGAUUUUCCAAAAAAAUGGAUUUGAUUUUGUGGUUGACGAAAACGCUCCUGUAACUCAAAGAGUGAAGCUCGUAUCGUUACCAACCAGCAAAAACUGGACUUUUGGUCCUCAAGACGUAGAAGAAUUAAUCUUUAUGUUAAGCGAUUCUCCGGGAAUCAUGUGCAGGCCAUCCAGAGUGAGGCAAAUGUUUGCCUCUCGAGCAUGUCGGAAAUCCGUGAUGAUUGGAACUGCCCUCACGGACGGUGAAAUGAAGAAACUGAUAUCUCACAUGGGCGAAAUUGAGCAUCCUUGGAACUGUCCGCAUGGCAGACCCACCAUACGGCAUUUAGUCAACCUGGACCUCCUUACACAAGAGUGACUGGCUACUUAGCACUUACAUUAUUGGGGAACACAACCACAGUCUCGUUUUAGAAACUGGCUAUCGCAAAGCUCUCGAUUUUGCUGGACCGGUAGCUUAAAUCAUGGUUUCGUGUUGCAAAAGAAGAACAUGGGAAGUUUUUUUUCUUCUUCUUCUCUCUUCCUCUCUCAAAUGGGUCAUAUAGACACCAUAAUUUUCCAUCUCCUGCCCUCCGAAAAGAGACUUUUCCCAUUUUUGUUUGAAAAAGCGAUCAGAAAAUAGAGAUAUUUUUUUCUUCCACCAAAUGGGCUGGUUUUAUCGCUGCCAUUGUAGAAAUACUGGCUUUAUGUCCAUUUUAUCAAUUUCCUCUGGACUGAAAGAAUUAAGUGUACAUAACUGACUUUUUAGAGGACUUCCUGUUUUAGAGCAGACCUGUUUUGUAAAUAAAGAUUUUUUUAAAAAUUA
Messenger RNA from Thamnophis elegans (Western terrestrial garter snake), 3267 nucleotides. RefSeq names its product PMS1 homolog 2, mismatch repair system component (gene PMS2). The record is from RefSeq and is a predicted model, not a curated record. Gene Ontology annotation, biological process: mismatch repair. Gene Ontology annotation, cellular component: MutLalpha complex. Gene Ontology annotation, molecular function: ATP-dependent DNA damage sensor activity; mismatched DNA binding; ATP binding. Lineage: Eukaryota; Metazoa; Chordata; Lepidosauria; Squamata; Natricidae.